CUUGGUAAUGAUGAAGGUGUGACGUGUAAGCAACUUUGCUUGUUGUGCAAUCGUAAAGAGGCUCUUGGGGGCUAUAAGACCCCCAGCCUCAUCUGGUUUCUCAGAGCCUUCAGCCUGCUUUCAACACACACACACACACACACACACACUCUCUCACACAGAGGCAUGAUAUGGUCCGGGGUACUCAGCUGUGCAGAUUUCUCUUAGAGGGGUCGAGGAGCAAUUGUCAAGACAUGGACUUUAGCCAAAAGAAGCUUUGAAAACCGCUUGGAUUGGACGCUCAACCGGCUGUAGCCGACCUUGGAAAACUGAAAGGAGGGAAGUCAAAACGUGUGGCGCAAAAAAUACAUCCAGUACCAUAAUGGCGAUCCCAAAUGACCUCUCCUUUUUCAACUCCACCUCCUCCUCCCUCUAUUCAACAACAGAAGUCUAUCAGAACACCUCUCAGGCCCCCUCUGCUCCCCUCUGCACAGACUGGCCUAAGGUACCCGUGACCACAGUCAUCCCCGCCAUCUACAGCGUUAUCUGUGUGCUGGGAACCAUCGCCAACGCCCUGGCAGUGUGCGUGUUGGCUCAUGCCAGUGCCUCGAGGAGAACUGUAGCAAACACUUUCAUGCUGAACCUCUGUGUGUCUGACCUGCUUUUCCUGCUGUCUCUCCCACUGUGGGCCGUCUAUUACUCCCGGGGCUACAACUGGCCUUUUGGCUGGGUUGCCUGCAAAAUCUGCGGUUUGCUUCUCAACCUCAAUCUCUACGCGUCUAUCUUUUUCAUCACGAGCAUGAGCAUGGACCGCUACCUGGCCAUCGUGCGUCCGCUUCGUUCCCAGAGUGCCCGAGACCCCAAACGUGCCCGGCUUAUGUGCAUCCUGAUAUGGCUACUGGCAUUUACUUGUUCGGGUCCAACCUUGUAUCUGAGAGGCACUCACUACCAUGAGGGGCUUGGUGUGGAAGUCUGUGGGAUUUCGUAUCCCAGUCAUAGGUGGUAUAUGAUCCUGACCUGGAUGAAGAUGGUCCUGGCCUUCCUGUUGCCUCUGCUCGUCAUCUCUUGUUGCUACUGUGCUAUUGGUAAACAUUUGAUGGCUGAUACAGGGCUUGGAAGGAGGAAUUUAUCACGCCACCCCAGCAUGCCUUCUUUUAAAUCCCAGGAGAGCUGCAGUAAAACAGAGAGACCUCCGACCCCCUGUGUGAGCCCCAGCUCCAGUGCCAGCAGACCUCUGGAGGGCAGGGGGCUGGAGAGAGUGUUGUGGACGGUAGCUGCUGUGGUCAUGGCCUUCUUUCUCUGCUGGUUCCCCUUCCACUGUGUGACCUUCUUGGGCGUGCUGGAGAGCGAGGGCUGGUCGGACAGCUGUUGGAUAAACUGGACCAUCCAAAACCUCACUCCUCUCACUCUCUGCUUGGGCUUCUCUAACUCGGCCAUCAACCCCGUGCUGUACUGCUUCAUCGGAAACCAUUUCCGUGGCCGUCUCGGGGGCCUCUGCAAAAGCCUGUGCGCUUGUUUGAAGCCCCGUGGGGAAGAUCACAGCCAGAAGAGGGGCUCCUUUAGCACCAGGCUGAGCUCUUUCUCUCGGAAACUCAGUGACCUGAAAGACCUGGCGAUUGUGGAACCCUCUUGUCCUGCUUAGCCGGCUUCCAGAAAAGGGAGGCUUUUACUUUCCCUCCACUGGCUUCACACCACAGAGGGUGAUACCAACAUCAAGUGACUGCUGAACUCCAAUAAGCAUGGAGGUGUGAGAGGGAGUUGUUACUAUAACUGACAGCAGAGCUCAAUGCUGCACUAUAAAGAGAGACAGAGAGAGAGAGAAAAAACUAAAUGAAGAAAGAACGAAACUGUGGAAAAAAAGGGUUUAAAGUUUUUAAGGCUUGUUAGCCGAACUAUGCAACAAAGAGAUACAUUAUAAGUGCCAUGCCUAUAAUGCAGCAGUCAGCUGUGCAGCAAAAAAAGCUAUACAAACCCACUGUAUAUACCGUCUCAGUACCAGACAGUAGCUGGUGAACAUAGUGGAGCAUUUAGCAGCUAAAGAGCUCAGAUAUUUCCCCGAGGUGUUAGUGGAAACCCAAAAAUAAAGCUGAAAAGAGAUUUAAUACUGGACGUACAUUCACAGGCGUGACACAAAAAUGACGAUGUUACAUAAAUAUGCAACUGUUUGCCAACUAAUAAACAUGUCUGGGUCAGGGGGGCUGAGAUGGGAGUUACUUUGUAUUUUAGUAGGACUAGUUAAGCUGCUGCUGUUUUUUUGUUUUUGUUUCUUCAUCAUCGUUGGGUUUAGCUGCCGCCUCGUUUAUACGAGACGUUACAUUUAAUUGCGGAGAUGUUAAAUGACAAGGAAACGAGGGAGAAGCGAAGGCUAGCUGUGGCUAUCUCAGCAGCUUAGCUUUAAUUUAAUGUGCAGUUUUCUAUGAAAUUCCACAUUUCUACAUGGCAUGAUUAUAUUUUAUAUGUUAAAACAAAUGUCAGAAGGUCGGAGUCUGCUCUUAACUCCUCUUUUUGGUUGAAUGUGUCUACUGGAUUUUGUCUUUGUGGGGGGCCGAACAGGCCAAAACAUGAACAAGAUGCAGAUAUAAAGGGAUAAUUAUUAACCAGUCAUAACAAUGCUACUUUUACUGUUCUCUUCUGGACCAGAUAUUAAAUGUGUAAUCAUAUAACUUCUACAAUGUAUUGUAUUAUUCUGAAAGUAACAGUUUAGUGGAUGGAAAAUUGCUGCAUUUCUUUGACAUAAUAAGAAAUAAAGUGAACAAUAUUUCACUAAAA
Larimichthys crocea (large yellow croaker) is the source of this 2748-nucleotide messenger RNA. Its product is annotated as type-2 angiotensin II receptor. Gene Ontology annotation, biological process: G protein-coupled receptor signaling pathway; neutrophil chemotaxis; immune response. NCBI's taxonomy places the organism in Eukaryota, Metazoa, Chordata, Actinopteri, Sciaenidae. The record is from RefSeq and is a predicted model, not a curated record. The coding region runs from base 362 to 1621 and encodes 419 amino acids. The transcript has 2 exons. Gene Ontology annotation, cellular component: external side of plasma membrane; membrane. Gene Ontology annotation, molecular function: C-C chemokine binding; C-C chemokine receptor activity.